GGCUUCCGGUGUUAUCGUUGUAGCGGCUGACAAAGAUGGCUACAGACGCAGGGCGAUACAGGGGAGGUGUCAGCAAAAGCAAAGACCCCUCUGGUCUCCUCAUCUCUGUCAUAAGGACUUUGUCCAGCAGCGAUGACGUCCAGGACAGAGAGACAGAAAAGGGUCGUCUUGAGGAGGCCUUUGAGACAUGUGACCGUGACCUGGACCAGCUUAUCAUCCAGCACUACGCCGAGCUCACCACCGCCAUCCGGACAUACCAGAGCAUCACCGAACGCAUCACCACCUCUCGCAACAAGAUCAAGCAGGUGAAGGAGAACCUCCUGUCUUGUAAGAUGCUGCUCCACUGCAAGCGGGACGAGCUGAGGAAGCUGUGGAUCGAGGGCAUCGAGCACAAGCAUGUCCUGCAGCUCUUGGAUGAGAUUGAGAGUAUCAAGCAGGUGCCGCAACGCCUUGAGGCUUACAUGGCCAGUAAACAUUACCUCCAUGCCACGGACAUGCUGGUAUCGGCCGUGGAGUCGCUGGAGGGCCCCCUGCUGCAGGUGGAGGGUCUGGGCGACCUGCGCCUGGAGCUUCACAGUAAGAAGCUCAACAUCCACCUGGUGCUCAUCGACGAGCUCCAUCGUCACCUCUACAUCAAGUCCACCAGUCGUCUGGGACACAAGAACAAGGACAAAAACACAGCGCGCCUUCUAGGCUCUGGGGGUAAAGACGCGUCUCCCAUGCCGGCGUUGGACGUCAGCAGCCUUUCCACCCCGCGGAAGCUUCUGGAUUCGUCGCAGUUCAGCACGCCGGGAUCUAGCAGUGUGCGUGACUUUCAACAAGACGUGCGGGAGUCGAACCAAUUAGACCUCCCUGAGGUGGACCCGGAGGAGAACAGCGCAGAGUUCAUGGGCAUCCUGAUAAAGGCUCUGGCCAAGCUGAAGAAAAUCCCAGAGACCAUUAAAGCGAUUAUGGAACGGCUGGAGCCGGAGCUGAAGCAGAUAGUGAAGAGGUCCACCACGCAGAUUGCAGACCAUGCCUAUCAGAGAGGGGAGAACCUUGCUCAGGAGACACAACCGAGUCUUCUGCUGGAGCUGCUGGAGCUCCUUUUUGACAAGUUCAAGGCAGUGUGGCAGGCGCACAGUGUGGUGUUGGCCCACCUGCAGCGCAUCGCCGUACAGUGCCCGAGCAGCGCCUACGAGGAGGGCAUCAAGCUGUACGAGCAGGCCGACGUUUCUGCCAAGAUCCAGACUGUGCUGCAGGUGCUGCUGAUGGAGUACUUGGACGUGAAGAACAGCCGCAGCGCUACGGAGCCGUCAGCCCAGCUCACCUAUGCUAGCACGGGCAGCGAAUUUGCCGCUUUUUUCGCCAAGAAGAAACCGCAGCGUGCCAAGCAGUCACUAUUCAAGUUUGAAUCGUCAUCCCAUGCCAUCAGCAUGAGUGCCUACUUGAGAGAGCAGAGACGGGAACUCUAUAGCAAAAGCGGAGAGCUGCAAGGUGGCGCCGAUGACAACCUGAUGGAAGGUGGCGAAAUGAAGUUUGUGUGUAAACCGGGAGCGAGGAACAUCACUGUCAUCUUCCAGCCUCUUCUCAGGUUCAUUCGGGAGAUUGAGAUGAACAUGGGCGCAGGCCAGGCCAAGCAGUGCCAACUUCAAACCUUCCUGACAUACUACAUACAUGAUCUUUUCCUCAACCAGGUGCGCACAGAGAUCAACAAAGAAAUCGAGGCAGUAAGCAAGGUCGCCGACCCCUUGAAGAUUCUUGCCAAUGCUGACACCAUGAAGACUUUGGGGGUACAGAGACCCGUGCUCCAGAGCACCGUGGUGGUGGAAAAAUCCAUCCAGGAUCUGAUGAAUCUCAUGCAGGACCUGAGCUCCUACUCCAACCAGUUCCUGGAGAUGGUUUGUGACAAGCUCAAAGAAUAUAAGGAGAUCUGCAACACCGCCUACAGGGGAAUAGUUCAGUGUGAGGAGAAGCUGACCAUCAGCGCUUCCUGGUCCAAAGACGAAGACAUCAGUCGCUUGCUCCAGUCCCUCCCCAACUGGGCAAACAUGGCUCAGCCAAGGCAGACACGACAAAAACGAGAAGAUGAGGAGGACUUCACACGGGCGGCGUUCGCCAAGGAGUCGGAGGUGCUGACGGGCAACCUCGGCGACAAGCUCAUCCCCGAGAACGAGAUCCUGCGCGACGUCAGCGACCUCAAGUCUCUAGCCAACCUCCACGAGAGCAUGGAGUGGCUGUCCGGACGCCUCAAGGCCUUCUUUGCCAACCUUCCUCCGGGCUCGAGUUUGUCUCCGUGUUCGUCUGACAGCCAGGCCAUGGGCGACGGCGAGCGUAGUCGGGAGCAGAUCCUGCAGACCCUCAGUGACCUGUGCAGGAGCUUCCAGGACAUUGCCAACCGCUGCCUCCUCACAUUGCACCUGGAAGUCAGAGUGCACUGCUUCCACUACCUGAUCCCGCUGACCAAGCAGGGUAACUACGCCAUCGUGGCUAACGUGGAGAGCAUGGACUACGAUCCGCUGGUGGUCAAGCUCAACAAGGAUAUCUCGGCUAUCGAAGAGGCCAUGGGAGCCGCGCUGCAGCAGCACAAGUUCCAGUACAUCUUUGAAGGUCUGGGCCACCUGAUCUCCUGCAUCCUCAUCAACGGCGCUCAGUACUUCAAAAGGAUCAGCGAGUCCGGCAUCAAGAAGAUGUGCCGCAACAUCUUUGUGCUCCAGCAGAACCUGACCAACAUCACCAUGUCCCGGGAGGCCGACCUCGAUUUUGCCAGGCAGUACUACGAGAUGCUAUACAACACGGCUGAUGAGCUGCUCCACCUAGUGGUGGACCAGGGCGUGCGCUACACGGAAUUGGAGUACAUCAACGCCCUGUCGCUGCUCCACCGGAGCCAAACAGGCGUGGGCGACCUGAGCACCCAGAACACUCGACUCCAGCGUCUGAAGGAGAUCGUUUGCGAGCAAGCCGCCAUCAAGCAGGCCAGCAAGGACAAGAAGAUUACGACCGUGUGAUCGGACGCCAAACUUGGGGCUCAUCUCAUUUUCUCAUCACACGCAAACUGCUGCUUUCAUCGGCCCCAGCCGCGAUGCCCAUAAUGGUCAUAUUAUAAAGCACGUGAACCCAACUGGUCCCUUAAAGUUCCUUAGAGUGGACAAUGGUUUUGUGUAUAGUGGUGCCUUUAGAAUUAUAUUCAGUAUCUCAAAUCAUAUUUCCCCAGUGAAAUGAAUGGAAACUGGAUACUUCUGUCCCUACGACUACAUUUGAAAUUGCCUUCCUUUAUCUGUUUCUGUAAACUUAAAUCCUGGAACAUAAACUUCUCCGUCUAGCAGCCCUCCCUCUGUUUUAGUUCAUUAACUUGGGAAAGGAGUACUUAACAAGAGGAGCCGGAGGAAGAGGGCUUUGUCAAUACCUCAGUGGCCCACCACAAUCUAUCAUAUUGACACUUUGGCCCGAUGGGAAAACAGCUGCAGGUUCCCCUUGGGCAGGUUUGACGAAACUUGGCGUAAACCCUUAAAAAGCUGCUUCUUGCUGCAAUUCAAUACAUGAGAAACUUGAACAGAAUGUUAAGUAACAGACUGUGUUACUGUCACACUAAAACAUGUCAAACGCUCCAUUCUUUUUGCUUUUUAUUCAUUUUUCAUGCUUAAUUUCCUCACAUUUUUAUAUAUAUCAAUGUAUAAAUGCGAUACACAGAUCAGAUACACAAAUUGGACCAUGCCUAUUUGUCACCUGCUUACACACAAUAAACAUUUAAAUAUUU
Messenger RNA from Syngnathus typhle (broad-nosed pipefish), 3736 nucleotides. It is a transcript of the gene exoc4, whose product is annotated as exocyst complex component 4. The record is from RefSeq and is a predicted model, not a curated record. The transcript has 20 exons. The coding region runs from base 36 to 2987 and encodes 983 amino acids. Gene Ontology annotation, biological process: Golgi to plasma membrane transport; chemical synaptic transmission; exocytosis. Gene Ontology annotation, cellular component: exocyst; growth cone membrane; synapse. Lineage: Eukaryota; Metazoa; Chordata; Actinopteri; Syngnathiformes; Syngnathidae.